This is a messenger RNA of Aspergillus candidus, 1417 nucleotides long. RefSeq names its product putative Ras family GTPase (Rab4b). Gene Ontology annotation, molecular function: GTP binding; GTPase activity. The coding region runs from base 255 to 1271 and encodes 338 amino acids. The record is from RefSeq and is a predicted model, not a curated record. The transcript has 4 exons. Gene Ontology annotation, biological process: regulation of endocytosis. Gene Ontology annotation, cellular component: endosome. NCBI's taxonomy places the organism in Eukaryota, Fungi, Ascomycota, Eurotiomycetes, Eurotiales, Aspergillaceae.
CAGGUCAGACAACACGUUGACCGAAAUUCGGGUAUAAGUAUAAUGAACUAAAUCAUCUUGAAACUUCAGUCAAGCAAAGGUAUAUCAGAAAGAGACCAGGGAGGGGCGUUGUGGUGGUGCGGCUACCAUCCGAUUGCCGCGCGGGAUUACGCAACUUAGUCCGUCCCUGUCUCCUUAUCUACUACUGGGACAGAAACCUUUAGCUUUAUCUAUCUUCCCCAUGUUCUUCACAAUCCCCUCUCGAAACCCACACCAUGGUCCGUAGAAGAGGAGCAUCAAAUGUCUCGGCGGCAUCUUCUCUUCCUGAUGGAAACCAGGAGUUGGAGAGCAUGUAUGAUUAUCUGGCCAAGGUGAUUCUCCUUGGGCCAAGUGGUGCUGGAAAGUCCUGUGUGCUACAUCGAUUCGUGAAGAAUGAAUGGAGGGUGCUGUCAUCACCAACGAUAGGAGUCGAGUUCGCCUCGAGGAUUAUAAAACUGGGGACAGGUCCUCGGCGGACAAGAAUCAAAUUACAGCUUUGGGAUACCGCUGGCACAGAGAGAUUUCGAUCCGUCUCCCGGUCCUACUACCGUGGGGCUGCGGGGGCCAUCCUUGUCUAUGAUAUCUCGUCGCAUGCAUCAUUCGAAACUCUCCCUACUUUCUUGAUGGAUGCUCGCGCUCUCGCCUCUCCCAAUCUUACUGUUCUACUGGCUGGAAACAAGACAGAUCUUUGUGCAGAUUUCCUGCCGCAUAUGGAUCCCAGCGACGAUGGAUUGAAGCCGUCGACGCCUUCCAGCACUUGCAGCAAACAGCCCUCUUUCACACUUGAGUCGGGAAGUGGCUCAAUACGAUCUUUCAACCAUUUAGGACCGGGGACAAGAAUGACAGCGACGUCUGCACCUCGCGGUCGCGAGGUCAGUCCCGAAGAAACUUCUCGCUGGGCUGCUAAAUCAAAUAUCCCUGCUUCGGUAGAGAUCUCUGCCCUCGCUGGUGAGGGUAUAGAUGAAUUAUUCCAUCGGCUGGCCCGGAUCAUACUUACGAAAAUCGAAUUGGGUGACAUAGAUCCUGAUGAUCCUCAGAGCGGGAUUCAAUACGGCGACGCGGCUCUUUAUGGCCACACCACUAGUGACGGCUCUAGCAUCCGGAGCCAAAUGAGCAUGGAAGACGAAAUAAUCCAUUUGCACCACAAGACUCCCAGGAGAGGUGCAAUGAACUGGCGAAGCGGUGUGAGAGAGUGGGAGGAUGUUUUCCGUCCAAGUGGGCCCCGCCAUGGGAAAGACGGAGGGUGUUGCUAAUCUUUGGCUCUGCUUUUCACCCACUGAAACGCAAGCCAUUUCAUGCCCUCCUCGGGCCUUGAGCUCUGCUCUACUUUCUCUCUCUCCCUUCUUGCGGCCUUUUUAACUCAGGCGCCGCCUUAUCUGAGACAUGCCUUUAUGCAAGU